Messenger RNA from Adineta steineri, 1143 nucleotides. Lineage: Eukaryota; Metazoa; Rotifera; Eurotatoria; Adinetida; Adinetidae. The record is from the annotation of a GenBank genome assembly.
AUGAGUACAAAUACUGAUCGUCAUCCAGUCAUCAUCGAUACAGACGCUGAUAUAGAUGAUUUAUGGGCAAUUCAAUAUUUAAUUAAUGUUCCAACAGUUGAUAUUAUCGCAAUAACAACUGCAGGUUCAGGAUUCAGUACACCGAUUUAUUCAACGUCUAAUAUUCUCAGUUUUCUCGGUUUACUGAAUUGUACAGAUCGUAUUCCAGUGGCUAGCGGGGAAAGUCUAUCAUCACUUUCAUCCGGUUACCAAGUAGCGAGUACAAUUUUAACUGGGAUUGAUACAUAUCUUACGUCACCCAAUUGUCUCAAUCAAUCCGUUGAUAUUUUCUUACAACCAUCACCAUUUGAAGCAGUUGAAUUAAUUAUAUUUAUAUUGAAAUAUUCACAGAAACCAGUUGAUAUUUUAGCUCUUGGACCUUUAACAAAUAUUGCUGCUGCUAUCAUUCGUGAUCGAUCAAUUGUACCAAAAAUAGGUACACUUUAUUUAUCUGGUGGUCAGUUUAAAUCUCUAUCUACUUACUCAUCAUUGACGCCCAAUCCAAGUUUAGGAGUUUAUCCAUACAUGAGUAAGACGACCGGUAGUUCUGAAAAUAUUUUCUUAGAUGUUCUUGCUGCACAACGUGUUGAUGAUAGUGGAAUAAAGAAUUUAAUUGCCAUGCCAUCGGAUGUACAGAAUCAGUUACCGACUAAUUUGACACAAAUAGAUGUGAUGCUAAAGAAAUUAAAUAUUACAUUGACACCAUUCGUAUAUGAAUUAAUAACAUCACUCGCAAAAUGUGGAAAUCAAAGUGAAUCAGACAUUUUUUGGUGGGAUAAUAGUGCAGCUCAACUCAUGGUUCAAAUCCAAAAUAAUGUUUCAAAUGGUUUUUGUACUCAGAUGGAACAAGUUAGAUCACUUUAUAUUUUGUCGGCUGAUGCUGAUCAGUUGUUUGGUCAAGGUAUAAACGAUUCUGGACAGAAUGGAGCACAUAUCAAAGGAUUAUCAAAUUAUAAAAUAUGUACAGAAACGAAUUCUGAUGUGUUUUUGUCGGAAUUUUUAUCAAAAAUUCAUUCCAAUCAACUUUAUUCCUGUAAAAAAUCUUAUGGAAAUCGAUUCGAUAUUAAAUUACAACAUUGCCUUCGAAACCACGGACUUGGAUGA